AAUCCCUGGGCCACUAUACUGAAUUUUGAGUUAAUAUACUCCUGAUUUUUUGCUAAUUGUUUUACUUCUCUGAUGUGUAUCCUUCAACAAUCUGCUGUUUAGUUUGACUGGUUUUGAGAUGUACAUAUGUAGGACCAUACUGAAUAUGUGUUUUUAUGAUACUCCCCAUGAUGGCUGAUUCAUUGUGUCAACUUGAGUAAGAGAAGCUCAACUAAAUUGGCUCAGCAAUUCCACACCCACCCUAGGGCGGCUUGUGGCCUGGAAGGUAUAAAGGGGAAGUGAAGAAGGACGGAUCUGCUUGUGUUUCUUCCCAGGAGCUCCAGUCUUCGCCUUCACGUUGGAUGUCAUCUCCUGGCUUCCGGUGCAGACCCUUGAGCUUCCAUUGCAGACCCAUCGGCCUCCUGACGCAGAUUUGCAUGGGACACUGCAGUGAGUGCCAAACCUUCAAUGGAAUCCUUCAGUCUCCAGUGUGUAGACAGAGCCUCUCGACUCUUCCACAUCCAACUCUGUGGAUGACUAUUCACAGACUCAGAGACUUCAGUAUUAGAAGAAAUGUAAAGAUUAUCCAGCCUGUGGAUCCAUCAGAUGCCAGAGACACUGCGGACUACCCAAUCAAGUGAUUGACCAGUCUUAGCUUGAAGACCAGGGACAGAAGCUACCUCUACCUCCCAAGGCAACCCACUGAUCCUGGCCAGCUCUGACUGUCAGCAAGUCUUUUCUUACCCUGAUAUUCUUCAGUCUCUUCCUGAAUCUGACUGCCUAUAACUAUAUUAACAACCUAGAUCAACCUUGGUCCAAAUUGCCUAUUUAGGGCCGGGGAUUUAGCUCAGUGGCUCCACCACCUGCCUCGAAAGUACAAGGUCCCGAGUUUGAUCCCUGGUACCAAAAAAUAAAAAUAAAAAAGAUGCUACUGAAGGCAAGAAAAUCUAGAAUCCUGCCAUAGUCCUCUUUCUCUUAAAAACAAAAAACAAAAAACAAAAAAACAAAUUGCCUAAAGAGAAUCAGCCCUCCCCCAUAGUAUCUCAAAUGGAAACAUAACUGGCUUCCUUCAUCCACCCAUUCUAAAGACAUCAAUUAAGUGCUUACCUGUGUCUUGCAGGGGCUCAGCAACAGUGAUAUCUAUGAAAGAGGAAAUAAGAGGUGGAAGGAGAUAAAAGUGUUUACAAGAUCAAGUAAUCAUAGCAACAUAGGAACUAUGAGAGAGAGCUGUGGGAGAGCAUGCUGUAGCCAAACAGCAAGACUGGUCGGCAGUCCUAGGAGCCUCGUACCAGCUUGUCUUCACCUCAACCUGGAGGGCUGACCACAUCACCCUUCCAGGCCUGGGCUGCCGACAUGGUGACCCUUCCUUGGCUGUUCCUUCUCCUGCUGCUCCAGGAAGCCAAAGCAUACUCUGGAGAUGGUGUGGAGCCUGAGGAAGUAGUUGCAGCCCUUCAGGAGUCCAUCAGCCUCCCCCUGGAAAUAAUACCUGAUGAAGAAGUUGACAGCAUUGUCUGGUUCUCCCGGAAAAGACUUGCCACAGUGGUGCCAGGGAAAGGAUGUCCAAGUAGUGUCAUGAUGGUUGACCCUCACUACGAGGGCCGAGUGAGCUUUGGGGACCCCAGCUACUCUCUGCACAUCAGCAAUGUGAGCUGGGAGGACGCAGGGCCUUACCAGGCUCAAGUCAAUCUGCGGACAUCCCAGCUCUCUACCACAACACACUACAACCUACGCGUCUACCAUCCCGGCUACCCUGAGACUCCCUCAGUGUCCUCCUGCCUCCUAGCCAAGGGAUUGCUUCUUCUCGUGCUCUUGACAAGUCUGGCCGUGGGGCUCUGGGUCACCCGAGUUCAAAAAAAAGUGAAGUGCCAAGGACAAGGAGGCUCAAGAGGAACAGAAUUAAACUGAGGAAGAAGGGGAAGCCUGGCUUCAGCCCAGCCUGACUGCCCUUUGGGAACCUCCAUCUUGAGUUUUGCCUCUUCCUGGCCCACAGAGGGUCAAAGUUAAGUGCCCUCUGCCUAAAGGAGCUGUGUCUGUUCCUCAUCUCACUGGGCAACUCUGGCAGAUCCUGCUCCCUCCCUUCUCCCGGCCCAGCACCCAUCUCCAAGCCCACAGCUUUUUUAGGCCUGCCUUGUGGGGGCAGAGUGAGUGUAAGGACCCACUCAGAGUGAGGUAGGUUUUGCCCUUACUACACCCAUGCCAUACUCACCAUGUACUAAACUAUGUAUUUUAAAGGAGACCAGUGAAUGAGUCUUCUUAACCUAAUUAAACUUGCAAGUCUUAAAUGGGAGAAUUUCAGCCCCUUGACUUCUGCAUAAAAGAGAUAUUGUUCCUGAGACCCUUCUGCUCUUCUGCUCCCAUUCUCACUCUGGUGGAUAAAUUUAUUUAACGACUACACCUACCCCACCCUGGUCUAGAAGCCAUCCCAGGGAGUUGGGAAGGAUCCUACCUAGUUCAGUCCUGCUCUGGGUCAAAGUCUAACCUGGUGGCCUCUCAUCUCCCUGACACUAGCUGUUUCAGGUCUCUGGUGUCUACCCCAAGAGAGUGACAACUCUCCUGGAUCAGUAGCUGAGAUCUUGAACCCUUGACACCUGUUUGUGGUUGAUACUGCUGUCCUAUCUGUCCCUUUUCUGUAGAUUUCCAUAUCUCAGGUUUCUCCCUGGAAUUUUAUCUUGGGCUAAUGUCUGCUCUCUACCCCUGACACAUGCCCUCAAGUUCAUGUUCUUACUCUUUCCCUCAGCCAGUGAUUAAAACUAAUUCCUCCCCCA
Messenger RNA from Heterocephalus glaber (naked mole-rat), 2744 nucleotides. The record is from RefSeq and is a predicted model, not a curated record. NCBI's taxonomy places the organism in Eukaryota, Metazoa, Chordata, Mammalia, Rodentia, Bathyergidae.